AUGGCUUCAAGUAGAGCACCGGAAUUUCCAGGGCUUAAAGACGCACAGAAGGCCCUUCUGAGAAAGGGCGAGUAUGCGAACUAUGUCAAUUUCCACUUGGUGGCUUACACGGCCCCUGAGAUCGCGCGCCGAUGUAAAACUUCUCUCGUAGAGGUGAAGGUGCUUGUAGAUGCGUUCUGCAAAGCAUCUCUGCAACCGUUGCAGCGCCUCGAAGAAAUCAAACACGAAGGGAACGAGAAGAUAACCACAGGCGACCCACGUCUGGAUUAUGCGCUUGGGGGUGGGAUUCGAACCGGAAUGAUAUGGGAAGUUGCUGGAGAAAGCGCGGCCGGAAAGACACAGCUGGCGCUCCAACUAUCCCUUCUUGUUCAACUGCCACCCAGGCUCGGGGGAUUGUCUAGCUCAGCCUGCUAUAUAACUACAUCCUCCACCCUUCCUACUACGCGUCUACUACAAAUCCUGAACUCGCAUCCACUACUGUCUUCUACCCUCUGUAGUCUGUCGAAUGUGCACACGAUAUCCACGCCGACUAUAGCUGCCCUCCUCCAAAUUCUAUCCACAACUCUUCCUCAAUUCCUGGCCAGCAAACUCAAUGAUCGUCCCAUAAAGCUGAUCGUCAUCGACGCUCUUGCCGAGCUGUUUCAUACCUCCGCUCAAACUACGACGAACACACUUGUUGAGCGGUCACGAAGCGUCUCCGAGAUAUCCGUCUGCCUGCAUACACUUGCUAGUAAGUAUCAGGUCGCAAUCCUGGUGCUGAACGAGGUCGUGGAUGUCUUUGCGCGGCAAAUAAACCCGGAAGGGCUCGAUAAUGACCUACUCUAUUUUGAGCAGUCCAAGUGGUUCAGCCGCGCUCAUAGCAUACCUUUGGAGGACUCCAAAGAGGUAAGCCUAGGUCUCGUCUGGGCCAACCAAGUCAACGCACGAAUACUCCUCAGCCGGACUGGAAGGCGACGAUACAUAUCUGAAGAUGACUUAGGAUCCAGAGUCCAGAAGCCUUCGCGUGACGCCGCUCCUACCAGGUCACACCAAACCUCCACCGACCAGGAGUCUACCCUCAUCCGAAGGGUCACCGUCAUAUUUAGUUCUGUGGCCCCUCCAGCCUCGCUGGAUUACAUCGUCACCGAGGCCGGAAUAUCGACUCUGUUUGAUGACAAUUCCUCUGCAUCUCAAACCGAGCGAGUGCUGGCUACACCCAGCCCGGAACGCCCCGCCCCGCCCGUUGCCUCCGUGCUUAACAACGAUCCAUCGAUACCUCGCAGUCAACUGCCUCUGGAUGUGGGUUUUGUUGAGGACCUUACGAACGCAAACUUUGAGGUCGCCGAAGACGAUGAAUGGGAGCAAUACUGGAAGGAUUACGACCUUCCGGAACAUGUCUACAGUGAUGCUGGUUUCGACGAUGGCGCCCCAAUCGUCAAUCAGAAUGGAGAGCCACAACACGCCCCAAUCACUCCCUUGCUGGCCUCCUCAGAUUCCAGUUACUUAGAGGACCCAGCUAAGAUUGGGAACGUGGAGGAUCCGGGAGGGGCAGCACCGCCCGACGAGUUCAGUCCAUCUGAAGGGCCUUUUCAACAAUCGACUCCCCUCGCGAUCAAUAGCUUCGUCGCGGAACGCAAAGCACCCGAAGGACCUGACAGUACCUUCAAGUUGGAACUUUCUAGAUGCGAUAUCCAUCUUAGUAUCGUUCGGGAGUUGGAACGAUGUGGAGCGCUCCAUUGGGACUCCGCCACAUUGCAUGCAUUCGGGAGCAUCAACGCAUUCAUCGACGCAGAGGAUGACGAAGAAGACGAAUACAACGGAUAUGAUGGAGAACACAACGAUCCAUACAGCGACAUUGACUCGGAUGAACUCGAGGCCGGUAUGAGCAUGGUCUGGCAAACGGGAUAG
Messenger RNA from Pleurotus ostreatus (oyster mushroom), 1887 nucleotides. RefSeq lists its product as uncharacterized. Gene Ontology annotation, molecular function: four-way junction DNA binding; ATP binding; ATP-dependent DNA damage sensor activity. NCBI's taxonomy places the organism in Eukaryota, Fungi, Basidiomycota, Agaricomycetes, Agaricales, Pleurotaceae. Bases 1 to 1887 code for a protein of 628 amino acids. Gene Ontology annotation, biological process: telomere maintenance via recombination; double-strand break repair via synthesis-dependent strand annealing; resolution of mitotic recombination intermediates. The record is from RefSeq and is a predicted model, not a curated record. The transcript has 4 exons. Gene Ontology annotation, cellular component: replication fork; Rad51C-XRCC3 complex.